GAAGCGAAAAGGAAUCCGGAAGUUGUUUCCCCUUGGGCAGCUUUGUGCUUUUUGAUGGCUUCACUCUGAAGUAAGUUCCUUCUCAGAAAAUCACUACUGCAUUUUAGUUUCUAUUUUCGUUGUUUGUGUGGAUAUCUCAAGUAUGGAUCACUAGGUUAAUGUAGCUUAACUUCUUUAGAGUUAAAGACCCACAUCAUUCAGGUAUAUAUUACAGUACCAUCUAAUUCAUACGAGUGUCUCAAAAAACAAAAAUCUAAUUCAUACAAAAAACAUUGAGCAAUAUUUGUUGUUGAUAAGUAAAACAUGAUGGGACCGAAUAUUGGUAUGAUACAUAAUCCAUUUUGAGGUGAGCUAUUUAUAAUCAUUUUCCGAGUCCACAUGCAAGCAACCUUUUGGUGGGGGGCGUAUUCAGUGCAUUAAGGACCAUGGGUACAGUACUCUUUUAAUUCACAUCAAUAGUCACGAUUUUCUGUUUGGUAGAAAUCAUACGCAUACUUCUAAAAGGACUCUGCCUAUCAACUUCUGAAAAUUCAUAUACGACAUAUGUUAGGAUUAAGAAUUAAAAAAAUUGAAAGUUCUGAAAAAAUUCCAUCAUUUCCCCUUUUUUGCCUGUAAGCCUUUUGCUAAUGUUAUCACUGGGCUCCUUUUAGAGCCCUAGUUAGUGUGCUUCCAUCCAUGGGAAUAGCAUAGAAUCAUCAAUGAGCAGUUGCUGACUCACUAUUCUCCAGACAAAACGAAUGGUGUCAUUGCAUAUGCAAUGUUUUGACCAUGUGGGAUAGGGUGGUUAGCAAUCUCAAUUUCUCAAAAAGAGUAAAAUACUGUUUGCAAACAGAAGAUUCACAACCGCUCUUGAACACUGAGCCAGCUAUAUGCUGGAACGCAGAGAGAGGAGUGAAGAAUCCAUGAACUCAAACAAAAGUAGACACAGGAUGGAGAACAUACAGAGAACCAAGUAAACAAGACGGUGCAGCAUGUCGAUCAUGUCACACAUUUCGGUGGCAACAAAAGAUGGCCAUUUCUUGCAAGCUACUAGCGCUUUUAGAAGAGAAAAUGUUCAAAGGGAAACACGUAAGAGAGAGUAGAGGCAAGAUGCCAAGAUGUGGCCACUGCACCAGCAGGAUAUAUAUCAUCGCUGCAUUAUUAGGAUAUUUGAAACACACAACAUGUUGUGACCAUAACUAGAUGUCUGGAAAAUCUUGUUCGCAGAAUGUAGUCUUUUCGGUCCACGUCAGUCAUGUCGUGGCGUUCUUUUGGAGAACCAGGGAGGGUCUGGUCGUUUAUCAGCUUAUAAUAGUGUGUUGGGCAUCGUGCUGCCCAUGUGGGGACAAGUGUUGGUCACCCUGCAAUUAUAGCAAAUUCCAGCAGAAAGCCAUUUUCCCUGCCUGCCUGAAAAUGUAUAACAGAUGAUUGGAGUCACUGGAUGGGAUGGGACAUACUUCUUCAGCUGCCACGAGGCACCAUGUUCCUCUGAGAAAAACAGGGUGGAUCUGUUUGCAGCCAUUGUUAAUACCAUUUCUCUUCAAAAGAAGUCCCUGAAGCAUCGUUAGAGCCCGGUAAGUAAUUAAUUAGUGACUGUGUCAUGUUUCUGUAAGAAAUGGCCAUCUUUAGUCUCUCAGAAUAGAUCAGUACCGAAUCACUGAAGCAUCUUUUAGUUCUGUUCACAUCACUGUAGUAAUGAACAUCUGUAAUGCAAUUUUUAGAUUCAUUCUGUUUCAUCCAUCUAGCUGCACAUUGUGGAUGGUAUCUAGCAAUGUAACCCCAUUCCAUGUGGCCUCCACAUCAUCUAGUUAGUGAGACAAGAGGUGCAGAGGCAUAACAAUAAAAAGGCCCAGCCAAUCUCCUACACUACACUACACUACACUACCGUACAGUGUGUCAUGUCAGUAUACAACCCCAACAUGCAACAUGCAGUAGCCCAGGGGGGCUGUCUGUCUGCAUGCUGCAUCACAUGGCCACACUAAUCAAUCAUGCAUGCCCAUAUCAUUUGCUUUGCUUAAUCUUUCUCAUUUUAGCUCACUAAUCAACACCGCUUCCUGCGUGAUGACACAGCUAAGAUCUAAUCCUCACGCUUAAACAAUCAAGCAAGCAAGCAAGUUGGGCUGAAGAGAUCUAAACUUGUGGCCUGGUACUUGUAGCGGUGUUCAACUUUUUCGCUUUGACCCCAACCGCACGCACCUAAUCAAGAUUCUUGCGCUUGGUUAUAACCACUAAGCAGAACAUGCCUGUGAUAUUAUUCUAUCUCCCACAUGUGGUGUUAACUAGUAACCAGUGCCGAUUCCAGCUUGGCCAGACACUUCCCAUUGGCUCUGGGCAUCAUGUUGCCACAAUUAUAUGCUCAUGUUGCUAGUUAAUCUCUUGUCUGUGUAUUUUUUGCUGUCACAAGGGAUCUGGAUAGGUUGCAACUGGGAGUAGAAUAUGCGUCCCAACUGAUCGUCUGGUGCGAAAAUCGACGACCAAGAUCCACUUCAGCUUGGUAGUGACCUGUGAGAGAUCUGCGGUGGGAAGCGGCACGUGUCCGAUCCCUGAGCGCCGGUUCGUUUCUGAUUUUUGAUCCUGACCGUCGGUUGCCUGCCGGGACGGCCGAUUCUUUCCUCUUGGUGACAUAUAUCAUCUUUCUUUCUGAGGAGGAAGGAGAAAUAAUGGGGCACAUUGCUGAUCCUGCGGGCGCCGUAGUCGUGGGCUGCAAAGUGCUGCCCAUCUUCAACGAGAAUGGCAUUGUUGAUGGCGCGGUGAAGAAGAUCGUGCACAGGAUCGACGGGAAGAAGGCGGUCGCCCGGGUGAAGGAGCUACUCAAGUGGGCCGCCCAGGCCAGGCCGUACGGCAGCAGCAACGGCGUCAGUGGGAAGAAAUGGAAGCAGUUUCUGAGCUUCCAGGGAAGGGAUGGUGGUGGUGCUGCAGCACCGGUAUCAAAGUGCGACGAUGACGCGAGCUCCGGGUCCGGGUCCGGUGGCAAGCUGAGCUUCAAGUGGGAGGCGGGCAGCUGCUCGUCGGCGUCGUCGGUGCUGUACUCGCCGCUGUCGUUUGCGUCUGCGCCGGCCGGGAGGACGGAGCAGCAGACGCCGUCGAGGGGCAACGGGAACUACAACUACAGCUACAACGGGUACGCGUCGCGGCUGUCGUCGGUGAGCCAGAAGAGCUCGUCGUCGGAGGCGUGCCGGAUGGCGCAGUGGAUCACCACCGACUCAGACUUUGUGGUGCUGGAGCUAUAGCUGAAAAAUAAUACGCAUUGCUGAAGAUGGCAGCAGGAGGAGGAUGUUGAGAGGACACAAGAUUUGAGAAACUGGUGAUGACUCAUCAAGCUAGUUAAUUAGCUAGUGUUGUUAAUUAGUCUAGUUAGUUAGGGAGGGAGGGGGCUAAUUAUAAACAGUAGCAGAUGCAUGUGCUAUCUAUUCUAGACUGAUGAUGAGCAAUUACAGACAGACAGACAGAGAAGCAAUUACAGACAGACAGAGACCAAUGAUGCAUGAAGCAAUAUGGAGGGAAUGCAAUUACAGACAGACAGCUGAUGGAUGCAUUGCAUGAUGGAGCUGUCAAAUUAAGUUUAAGUGUAUAUAUGUGCGUGUCUUUUGUGAUUGAUAAAUAAUAAGUCCACGCAUACAUUUCUUUCUUUUUUCUUUUUGGAAGGGAAUAUAUGUGUUGUUAUCACCUCAC
Messenger RNA from Aegilops tauschii subsp. strangulata, 3651 nucleotides. RefSeq lists its product as uncharacterized. NCBI's taxonomy places the organism in Eukaryota, Viridiplantae, Streptophyta, Magnoliopsida, Poales, Poaceae. The record is from RefSeq and is a predicted model, not a curated record.